UUUUUUGUUGUAAUGUCCAUUUCUUACCACUAUUUAUUUACUUUGUUGUGCUUUGUUAACCUAUAAUUUUCAGUUGUAUUCUGGUUUAGUUAUUCAUCAUGGGUAAACAACGUAGACAAAGACAGCAGUAUCAUAUCCAGGCUGUCAAUUCCAAAAAGUCUGAAAAGGUUAUCGAAAAUACAGCUCAAGAUAAUUCUGUUGCAAACACUACUUCCAUGAAUAUAUCGUUGGAAAGCAAUCCUUUUGCAAACAUGUCCAUAGACACUGGCAGUAUCAAGAAGACUCUUCAUGAAUAUAAAGACGACGAUGUGCGCAGUGUGAAGUCCUUCAAGUCUGUGAAAUCAGAAAUAGGUGGUGGAAGUGGCAUUAAGAAGAAGGAUAAGAUCAAGAUGAGAAGAGUGCUCUUAAUGAAAAAACUUGAAAAACUUAAAAAGGUGAAAGCAGUGAAAAAAGGACGACAUGAACUUAUGGGGGACACAAAAUCGUUAUUGGAUGCCUUAGAUUUUGUCACAGUGAAGGACUGUGUAAAAGGUGAAGAAGUGUUGACCAAAACAAGGCCUAUUCAGAAAGCUGAUAAGAGGAAAAAGGAUUUUGCCAAAGGUGUCACAAUCUAUCAGAAGAUUAUGAAAAAUUCACAAUUUCUUAAGAACCCUAUGGAUGCAAUAAAGGAUCAUGUUGCAGCUGUUGUUGAGGCUGAAAAGAAUAAAAUUGUCAAGAAGAAGUAAACAAUAUCUGUUAUGUUUAUUUUCACUAAAUAAUAUAUUGUUAACAAUAAAAAUAUAUAAUAGUUUUUUUUUUCAAUUAAUAUUCCAUUUUCUAUUGUACAAGACAUUCACUCUCUUUGAAAGUAAACACUAUUAAAACUUGUAUUGAAUAUAUUAAUUCUUAUUCAUCUUUUGAUAUAUGCAAUUCUUUUUUGUUCAUCAUCACAUCCAAUUAUAAAUAGUUCUUAGCUCUAUCAAAAAUUUAAUUAAUUUACAAUAUUUGUGCUCGCGCGUUACCAGUCCCAACAGCCGUCAACAGCUCUAUAGAACUUUCGAUUUAAAUAAUUUAGAAUUUCAUUCUACUUAAAAAAUAUAUAUAUAUUUGUAUUUUGCGGAGUUGUGGCUGGUGGUUUUCUCGACGCGAACGCUUUAUAAUAAUUAUAAAUAAGACGAGGUUAUUUAGCAUAUGUGAUAAAUAUCGUCAUCAUCAUCAACCAACCAAUUCUAAUAAUUUAUAUAUAUAUGUAUGUGUGUAUAUAUAUAUAAUGAAAAUAAUCACAGAAAACGUUUUUGUUUGUUAGUAACCAGUAGUAACGUAACGUGUAAAACAGAAUUGACCUUAAAGAAUAAAUACUGAAAAUUUUGAAAUUGA
Nicrophorus vespilloides is the source of this 1356-nucleotide messenger RNA. RefSeq lists its product as uncharacterized. The transcript has a single exon. Gene Ontology annotation, biological process: maturation of SSU-rRNA from tricistronic rRNA transcript (SSU-rRNA, 5.8S rRNA, LSU-rRNA). Gene Ontology annotation, cellular component: nucleolus; preribosome, small subunit precursor; 90S preribosome. Bases 99 to 725 code for a protein of 208 amino acids. The record is from RefSeq and is a predicted model, not a curated record. Lineage: Eukaryota; Metazoa; Arthropoda; Insecta; Coleoptera; Silphidae.